CCCCCACAACCUUGAUUGAGCCGGAAAGGCACCCGACCACCACCCCAACAGCCGAGAGGAGCUCCAAAACCAGGAGGACAGUGAAGCUAACGCAAAGAGGGAGGGGAAAAAAGGGGGGGAAGAGGAAGAAAAAGAAAGAAAGAAAAAGGAGCCCCAACUUUACCGCUGCUGCCCCCAUCUCUGCCGAUGGGAAAGGAGAGGAGAGUCUACCCAUCUCUGCUUACCUGCCCCCCCCCCCCGCUUUGGUGGCACCGCUGAGGCAACUACAGAAACCCUAGAGAAGUUCUUAAAACACAGGCUAGAAGUGACACAAAUGACCACCUAAUCCAAACGCUCUGAAAAAGCCACCAGCCAAAGCCUGAUCAGCUCAGCAACCCAACAAUACUCAGGAAUCACCACUGCCACAACUCCUAACCACCACACGCCCUACCCCAAGUGGACGCCAAGCCAACCUCAAACCAAAACUAUCAGGGAGACUGAGAUGACACCAACCAGGGAGAUGGCAAACAAUGCUAAGAUGGUAACUCCCCUUCAAGAUGAUGACCACCCAAUAACGAAACGAGAUCUGAGGGAAAUGGAAGCAAGAUUAGAAGCACGAUUAGAAGAAACACUGAAGGCCACAAUGGCUCCCAUGCAGGUACUAAUCAACAACCUAACCUCCAAAGUGGAAGCUCUAGAGAACAAGAACCAAAUGCAAGAAAGAAUAAUAGAGCAAUACCGGGAGGAGAAUGCACGUGUGAACAAGAAACUGGACGAACUGGUAAACCAAAUGGAAGCAGAACACAGAGAGAUGAAAAUUAAGCAAGCCGACCUUGAAGACCGCAAUAGACGUUGUAACAUCCGCUUCCGCAACUUUCCUGAAAAAACAGAGGAGAAAAGCCCAGCAGACCUAAUUAUAUGCUGGCUGAAAAACACAACCCCAAGCCUGAAACUUGAGGCAGAUGACUUGGAGAGGGCUCACAGAGCCCUAAAACCUAUGCCAAAACCCAGCGCCCCCCCCCAAGAGACAUCAUUGUAUGCUUCACACGCUACAAAAAGAAGGAAGAGGUAUGGAACAACAUCAGAAACUCAACCAACCUUCGAUACGGAGAAACCCCCAUUCUGGCCCUACAGGACCUAUCUCAGGAUACCCUAAACCGGAGGAAAAGCCUGCGCCCAUGCACCCAGCGUCUCCAACAAGCAGGGAUCAAAUACCGAUGGGGCUUCCCCUUCCGCCUCAUUGUAACAACCAAUACACCACAACACAUGGCUACCAACAUACCUGAGGCCCUGCAACUACUAAAGAACCUUGAACUCGACCUCCCACCGGAAUGGCAAUCGACAAACCCACCAAGUGACAGCCCCAACCAUGAGGAAACAACAGCAAACAACUGGACGACGGUACAGAAGAAAAAGAAACAACAGAAGCGGCACAACAAC
This is a messenger RNA of Podarcis raffonei (Aeolian wall lizard), 1419 nucleotides long. RefSeq lists its product as uncharacterized. Lineage: Eukaryota; Metazoa; Chordata; Lepidosauria; Squamata; Lacertidae. Bases 482 to 1135 code for a protein of 217 amino acids. The transcript has 2 exons. The record is from RefSeq and is a predicted model, not a curated record.